Molecule: messenger RNA, 297 nt
Organism: Brenthis ino (lesser marbled fritillary)
Lineage: Eukaryota; Metazoa; Arthropoda; Insecta; Lepidoptera; Nymphalidae
Source: the annotation of a GenBank genome assembly
AUGAAGGGUGGGCUAUGUGUAAUUUACACGUCUUUGCUGACUAUUUCAGUGCUUUCAAGUUGUGCUUUCUUCAUAUUGGUGGUAUCUGAAGCUCUUCAAGCUGAAGGUGUUAACAAUGUCGAUCUCUCAGGACUGCACAAUGUUUCUCAAAAAUCUUCAGAUAUUGAAAAAGAACCACCAAUGGAUUCUGAUAUCGAGGAUAGCCAAGAACCACCCACGGAGACGAAGACUGAAGAAAUCGAUCACCAGAUGACAUUCCCUGAAGCUUUAUCUGUGAACUCAGUAACUACAGAUGGG